CGUCCGCCGCAUUCGACGGCGGUCAGUCGGAGCGCGAGCAUCGCGAGAGCACGGUUCCGUUAUAGGAUAUCGAGAAAGGAGAGAAGGGCAGAUUACGUAGUAGAGAAAGAAAGAGAGAGGCAGCGUCCCGCUUCCGCGUAAUACUCGGUAAUAAAAAAAGCGUAAUACUCGCAGACGUAUUUAGUGUUUUUCUCGGAACAAGUUCGCAUACAGUGAGAAGUUACGAAAAUGGUGUCCGGCGGUAUGACUUGUGUGAAAUACCUGCUGUUUCUCUUCAACCUGAUAUUCGCGAUCACCGGUAUCGUAUUUAUUUCGGUGGGUGGAGUGAUUCUGGUUGUUUACAAUGGGUACAGCAACUUUGUGGAUAGUUGGUUCUUUGCAGCACCAGUCUUAAUGAUAAUAGUCGGUGUCAUAGUCUUCCUUGUAUCAUUCUUUGGAUGCUGCGGCGCCGUGAAGGAAAAUCAUUGCAUGAUAAUUACGUUCUCAGUUUUGCUGCUGCUGAUAUUCGCUCUGGAAUUGGGAGCUGGAAUCACAGGUUACAUGAUGAGAGGAGAAGUUGCUAACAUGUUAGAAAACCGUCUGAAUGGCACUAUGCGACAGUACAAUAUUAAUGACGAUAUUCGUCGUUCAUGGGACAUCAUGCAACACGAUUUACAAUGCUGCGGCAUGAAUGGUCCUGCAGAUUGGCCCAAAAUUAAUUACGUAGACCAUGCCAUCGUUCCCGACUCCUGCUGCAAGGAAGUUCCUACUCAGAGCAAAUGCGAUAUAAAUUCGAUUUCCAUUCAAGGUGACGGCUGCAUGAUGAAAUUGCAAUCUGCUAUAGAAAAUAACGCUAUGAUCCUAGGAGGAGUGGGCAUAGGGGUAGCCCUUAUACAAUUGAUUGGAGUAAUCUUUGCGUGCUGUCUGGCUCGCUCAAUUCGUCGCGAGUAUGAGACUGUCGAAACCACAGCACACUGAUCUGCCAUCAAUUAGGAGGCAUUUUUCAUAAUAUUGUUCAUCAUACAUUGGUUGAAAAAUACUUGUAGAUUCAUUACAACCGUAAUCAUUCUUAUUGUGCUUACAAAUAAAUAUAUAUAUAUCCAAA
Messenger RNA from Nylanderia fulva, 1084 nucleotides. Its product is annotated as CD63 antigen. The record is from RefSeq and is a predicted model, not a curated record. Gene Ontology annotation, cellular component: plasma membrane. Lineage: Eukaryota; Metazoa; Arthropoda; Insecta; Hymenoptera; Formicidae.